This is a messenger RNA of Chaetomium globosum CBS 148.51, 1206 nucleotides long. RefSeq lists its product as uncharacterized. Bases 1 to 1206 code for a protein of 401 amino acids. Lineage: Eukaryota; Fungi; Ascomycota; Sordariomycetes; Sordariales; Chaetomiaceae. The record is from RefSeq and is a predicted model, not a curated record. The transcript is spliced from 3 exons.
AUGAUGUCGAUGCGGGUGAUUCAACAAGCGGCCCUUUUUCCUCGCGCGGUGUGUGUGUUUUCACGUGUAGUGUUGUUGACCGAGCCAGGUGGGGGAAAUGGUGGGAAGUCUCGAUGGUGGAUGACCGGCAAGAGGAGGCACAGAGCCGCAGCCGAAUGUUUGACGGCGGUUCUUGGCGGUCGUGCACAGGCCAACCGCGGGGGUGAAGGUUUCUCGGCUUAUUUCAGCCCAACAGGGCACGGGCGCCCCGAGAACCCCGAGGGUUCCAUGUUCCGAUGGGAGUCGAGCCCGGGCUGGUACACGGCGACACAGGUUGAACUACCUAACCACAACCACCACCAGCAACACCGAACCACCACCAUGGCCAACCACCGCAAGACCUACUUCUUCCCCCCAACCUGGGACUACCACCCGUCCGGCCCCCUGCAACUCGGCAACCUGAUCCUCUCGCCCUCCCACCCCGCCGACGCCCUUAAUGGCCCGUCCAGCCCCCGCCCCGCCCCAUCCACCCUCUUCCCACCCACCACCCAAACCAACACCACCUGGUCAACCACGGACCUCACCCAGGGGCGCUACGGCCUGUGGACGCAAUUCCUAUCCUCCAUCCUCGGCCUGGGCCUUGACCUCGGCACCACACACUCCGCCUCCACCCUGCAGACCUUCCGGUUCGCUCGCACCGAGACCCGCGCCUUCACCCCCAGCCCUCAGUUCCUCCGCGCCGUGCUCGCCGCCUCGCCCGCCGCGCUGGAUUUCCUCCGGCGCUGCCGCUUUCGCAAGCAUCUGUAUAUGGUUACGGCGGUGAAGGUGGUGCGUGGGGCGAGCGUCCGGACGGAGCGGGUGAGGGCGCGCGGGGUGGAGGUCGGGUUGGAGGUGGAUGGGGCGUUGGUGGGUGGGGUGCCGGUGGGUUUGGGCCCGGAGGUGAGGGUGGAGGGGCAGCGUGGGGAGGAGGGCGCGUUUGAGGGGGAGUCGGACUUUGUGUUCGCGUUUGGGUUGAGGAAGAUUGUGGUGCGGCGCGGGACGGGGGAGGUGGUUGGGCAGGCUGAGUAUACGAAAGGUGCGUUGUAUGAUGGUGAUGUUGGGGGUGAGAAGGGGGAGGUGUUGUUUGAGGUUGAUGAGGGGGCUUGUGAGGAGGUGUGGGUGGAUGGAGAUGAUGGUGUGGCUGUAGUUGAAGGUGAUGAGGAGAUAGUGUGUGUUAGUCCCCAGUAG